CCGGGGCAUCCGCGGCUGCAGCGGAGAUCCGGAGGGGAGCAGCGAGCUGGGGUCCAGUCCGGGGCCCGCCGCCUGUCACAGCCCGGCCGCGGGGAGCAGCAUGAAGUGUCUGGUUACGGGCAGCAACGUGAAGGUGCUCGGCAAGGCCGUCCACUCCCUGUCCCGUAUCGGGGACGAACUCUACUUGGAGCCCCUGGAAGACGGGCUCUCCCUCCGGACCGUGAACUCCUCCCGCUCGGCCUAUGCCUGCUUCCUCUUUGCCCCGCUCUUCUUCCAGCAGUACCAGGCGGCCACCCCUGGUCAGGACCCGCUGCGCUGUAAGAUCCUGAUGAAGUCAUUCCUCUCAGUCUUCCGCUCGCUGGCGAUGCUGGAGAAGACCGUGGAGAAAUGCUGCAUCUUCCUGAAUGGCAGGAGCAGCCGCCUGGUAGUUCAGCUGUACUGCAAAUACGGGGUGAAGAAGACUCACAACCUGUCCUUCCAGGACUGCGAGUCCCUGCAGGCUGUCUUCGACCCAGCCGUGUGCCCCCAUGUGCUCUGUGCCCCAGCAAGGGUCCUGGGGGAGGCUGUCCUGCCCUUCCCGCCUGCGCUGGCCGAAGUGACGCUGGGGAUUGGCCGUGGCCACAGGGUCAUCCUGCGUAGUUACCAGGAGGAGGCAGACAGUGCCGCCAAAGCCAUGGUGACCGAGAUGAGCAUCGGGGGUGAGGAUUUCCAGCAGCUGCAGGCCCAGGAAGGGGUGGCCAUCACUUUCUGCCUCAAGGAAUUCCGGGUGAGGUUGCCCCACGCGCGCUCACUGCCCGGGCCACCCGCUUCUCCUUGCCGGCGGGCCGGGGGCCUCAGCGCUCUGCCUCUCCCUUCCCAGGGGCUCCUGAGCUUCGCUGAGUCAGCGAACUUGUCUCUCAGCAUUUACUUUGAUGGCCCGGGCAGGCCAGCCAUCUUUGCCAUCAAGGACUCUCUGCUAGACGGCCACUUUGUCCUGGCCACGCUCUCAGAGCCGGACCUGUGCGCCCCGGAGCUCCAGCGGCCAGUGCCUCAGCUUCAGGCUCACAGCACACCCCACCUGGACGACUUUGCCCUUGAUGACAUUGACUCUUACAUGAUCGCCAUGGAAACCACCGUGGGCAGCGAGGGCUCGCGAACACUGCCCUCCACCUCCCCUUCACCUGGCCUCCAGCCCCACCGUAGCCCUGGCUCCCACUCAGAGGAGGAAGAUGACACCGAGCCCAGCACAGUGCCUGGGACUCCCCCACCCAAGAAGUUCCGCUCGCUGUUCUUUGGCUCCGUCCUGGCCCCUGCACACUCUCCCCAGGGCCCCAGCCCCGUGCUGGCUGAGGACAGCGAGGGGGAGGGCUGAGCCGAGAAGUCCUUGGAGGACCGGACCUCCCCACGCAUCCCCACCUCCCAGCGCCAACCAGGGGCGGGGCCAGUUCUCCAGGGUGGGUGGUAGAGGUGGGCUGUGCUGGAGCUCAGCUGGCUGGUCCUGCCGCCUCCCCCAGGCCCCAGGCCCUGCUCGGCUAUCUGUGACUGGCCUGGGUACUGUCGUCUCCCUUCAGCCCCUAGUCGAUCAUGCCUGUUCCCAGUCUUGGUGCUGAGCUGCCACCUGCUGGGAGGUCCCUCUCCUCUUAAUCCAACCACGUGGCCAGGGUUGGGGGCCUGCCUUCUCUAAGCCCACCUCCCUAAGAGAAAAAUCAAGGUGGGGCUGCUGGCCUCUGCUGAUCUACCUUCUCUGCCAAUCAGGACCUGUCCCUCCCUCAGAUCCUGGGUACACCACGGGGAUCCCCUGUGGCCGGCACACACUGUUUUGCUUGCUUUUCUAAAACUCUGGCCCUGGCUUGGAAAUUCCAAGGGCCCCUGUGACCUG
Messenger RNA from Kogia breviceps (pygmy sperm whale), 1858 nucleotides. It is a transcript of the gene RAD9A, whose product is annotated as RAD9 checkpoint clamp component A. The record is from RefSeq and is a predicted model, not a curated record. Gene Ontology annotation, biological process: cellular response to ionizing radiation; mitotic intra-S DNA damage checkpoint signaling; DNA repair. Lineage: Eukaryota; Metazoa; Chordata; Mammalia; Artiodactyla; Physeteridae. Gene Ontology annotation, cellular component: checkpoint clamp complex.